Molecule: messenger RNA, 1521 nt
Organism: Talaromyces proteolyticus
Lineage: Eukaryota; Fungi; Ascomycota; Eurotiomycetes; Eurotiales; Trichocomaceae
Product: putative exosome complex endonuclease 2/ribosomal RNA processing protein
Exons: 3
Coding region: 212-1096 (294 amino acids)
Biological process (GO): nuclear polyadenylation-dependent mRNA catabolic process; U1 snRNA 3'-end processing; TRAMP-dependent tRNA surveillance pathway
Cellular component (GO): nuclear exosome (RNase complex); cytoplasmic exosome (RNase complex)
Source: RefSeq, a predicted model, not a curated record
UGUGGCAUAUGUGAUAGACGGCGUGCGGAAUGAAGAGGUGGGCAGUUGACCGCCUUCAGAUGAUUGGCCACCACGCAAGGAACGUCGAGAUCUGCCGCCAAAAGUUCUUCGGAGCUCUUUUGGAGACGAAACAUCAACUACUGAGUGCUGACAGAUUGACAGUCUUUUUGUUUUUUGUUUUUCAUUUAAUGUCCUCUUGUUCUACUGCGCCAUGUCAAAAGAGACUGCACUGUCAAUUGCUGAGCGCGACUUCAUCCACGAAGCCCUGCUUCAGAAUGUCCGUUUAGACGGGCGAGACGCUGAUUCUUUCCGCCCUCUAUCCGUGUCGUUUGGAGAUGAGUAUGGACACGUCAAGGUUAGGCUGGGACAGACGAGUUUGGUUGUGCGCAUAUCCGCUGAAGUUGCGCAACCCCGCGAUGACCGGCAAGCUGAUGGCAUCUUCCUGAUCGCCCUAGAACUUACGACCAUGGGCUCACCCGCGUGGGAAAAUCUACGGCAAACUGACCUUGAGACUUACGUAUCGCGUGUCCUCGAUCGCGUAAUCCGUCACUCUAAUGCCCUUGACACGGAGUCUUUAUGCAUCCUCAAAGGAAAAAGCUGCUGGCAUAUCCGUGCCGAUGUCCAUGUGACCGAAUUUGACGGCAAUCUCAUAGACAGUGCCUGCAUUGGUAUAAUGGCGGGCUUGCAGCAUUUCCGUCGCCCAGAUAUCGAGGUGAAAGAGGGCCAGGUUACAGUGUUCAGUCUCGACGAGCGAGUGCCGGUGCCGCUGAACAUCACACACAAACCGCUUUCAGUUACAUUCCAGACAUUCCACGAGGGAAAGGUUCUGAUUUUAGAUGCUACCCGCAAAGAGGAGCAGGCAUCCGAAGGAGAUUUGAUCAUUGCACUGAACAAUUCGGGGGAAACAUGCGCUCUCUACAAAUCUGCAGGAAGUCCUGUCAGUGCCAUUGACGUUAUCAACAAGACCGGUCUCGCGUUGCAGAAGGUGCGAGAGAUCAACGCAGUAAUUAGCAAACAUCUCGAAGCCGACCUGGCAAGGCGCGCAAAACAAAACCGUGCGGUCGAAGCCAGUGCCGAAAACGACAGAGAGGGAUGAGAUGAAACGCUUGCAUGGUAACAAUAAAGUAGAAUUCCGUACCAGACCUGCAUCGUAUCUCAGGCCACCGACCAGCCAGAGCCAAAGCUUACAUUUGCACAGCCGGCGGUUCGUAUUCAUAAUUAGGUGUCUUGUGGCGGGCCCCUGUUUUGAAGCGGUUUCACGGUUGCCUGGACGGUGGACCACCAUCAUUACUUCUCCCAUGGCGGUGCAACCGAUCAACCCUUGGGAGUAGAUGGAGCGGCCCUUGAAUGCGCAUGAACAGGGAAAUUAGCUGUCAAACAGAACAUCGAUUGAUCGGUGCAUUGGGUGUUGGGCUGCUGGAGAAUAGAAACAACAAUAGUUAAUUAACAAUAAUGAUUAUAUAGUCCGAGCCAAACAUGAUACGCGCCGAAAAUAGGAUGUUCGCGAAUAAUAAUAGCCCG